CAGUCCAGCCGGAGCUGGGCCAGCAGGCAUCCCUGCCCGGCUCUAGGCUGCUCUUUGCUGCAAGGUUCUCCCUGUGUUUACGUUGGUAAUUUACGCUAAUUGCAGGGGGUUUAUUGACCAACUAGGAGAGGUUCUUCCUGUCUCUUCUGGAGAAAAGUUGAAUGCAAACAGAGCAGAGAUCUGGGCAUCUUUCCAGCAAAGUAGGGGGGAUGGAGGGGAGUCAGCAUUGAGAUUUUUAUGGUGGGAACCACCUGAUCUGGGCAAACACCAAUGCUGGUGAGCACUGGGCUAUAAAGGGCAGCUCUUCUCUCCUGGCAGCCCACAAGAAGCCAUUAUUCCCCCCGAUCUCCAGAGACCAGGGGAUGCUUCCAGGAGCAAGGAGCAUGGUGGCAGCAACCAGACUUUUCCUCCUGCUGCUGGGCUGUGUGGGGCUCCUGCAGCCGGCUGGUGCCCGGUACAUAGACUACUGCCCCAAGGGCUGGUACUAUUACAAGCUCAGCUGCUUCAAGUAUUUCAGUCAGCUCCAGAGCUGGGAUGAGGCCGAGAGGCAGUGCCGGGCCAGCUAUGCUGGUGCUCACCUGGCCUGGGUGGAGGAGCCCCAGGAAGCAGCCACCCUGCAGAGGGUCAUCUCCUACUACCAGCGUGUGCAGCCCGUCUGGCUCGGCCUCCGCUAUGGGCAGCAGAGCCAGGCCUGGCAGUGGGCGAGUGGGGACAAGUACAGCAUCACCAGUGGGCUGCCUGGGAACGGUGCCCUUGGGGGGACCUGUGGCAUGCUGACCCACCUCAGCGGCUUCACCCUGUGGUCCAGCACUGACUGUGCCCAGCAGCAUCACUACAUCUGCAAGUUCACACCCUUGCACUGAGGACAGCGCCUGGGCCCAUGGUGGGCCCCACAUUGGCUCCUCCUGUCACCUCUGCUCCUCUCCCCCAACUCCUAAAAAUACAAAAAUAAAAAAGGAGCAUGCAAGUGCUGUG
Pezoporus occidentalis (night parrot) is the source of this 975-nucleotide messenger RNA. It is a transcript of the gene REG4, whose product is annotated as regenerating family member 4. Bases 363 to 863 code for a protein of 166 amino acids. The record is from RefSeq and is a predicted model, not a curated record. Lineage: Eukaryota; Metazoa; Chordata; Aves; Psittaciformes; Psittacidae. The transcript is spliced from 6 exons.